Molecule: messenger RNA, 806 nt
Organism: Diatraea saccharalis (sugarcane borer)
Lineage: Eukaryota; Metazoa; Arthropoda; Insecta; Lepidoptera; Crambidae
Source: the annotation of a GenBank genome assembly
AUGCGAGGGAGACGUCCCAUCACCCACUUGUUGAUCGACGAGGCGGGACAGGCCAGCGAGCCCGCCAGCCUCGUGCCCACCGCCCUACUGGAGCCCCACGGACGACUGCUGCUAGCCGGCGAUCCGCUGCAACUGGGACCCUGCGUCAUAUCCCAUUAUGUCCAACGCCGAGGAUUAGGCACGUCACUUAUGGAACGUCUCACGAAAAUGGAAAUGUACCAAUCUGGAGAUCCCGAUUAUGUUGUUAUGUUACGCAACAAUUUUCGUUCAAGCGACGACAUCAUCGCACUACCCAACGAACUGUUUUACAAUAAUCAACUCAGGGCGUGCGCUGAACAAGAUCCGUUGACAGUGAUAUGCGUUUUGGGUGAACGAGACCACAGUCGCGGCGUGGUGUUCCACGGUGUACUAUCACGCGAGCAACGUGUCGGCAAAUCGCCCAGUUACUUCAACACUAUGGAAUUGGAACUGGUCCAGAAGUAUGUGGAUGCGCUGAUAAAGAAUCACAGAGUAGAACAGCACGAUAUUGGGAUCGUCACACCAUACAUCAGACAGGUGUACAAAACAAAGGCUUGGCUGCGUGAAUCUGGAUACGAUCGCGUGGAAGUGGGCACUGUGGAAUCGUUCCAGGGCAAGGAGAAGCGAGUAGUGAUCAUAUCAUGCGUACGCGCACAGAAUCAGCUACUCGCCCACGACGCUCGUUACCAACUCGGCUUCCUCGUCGACGAUAAGCGAUUCAACGUUGCCCUGACUCGCGCGAAAGCGAAGACCAUAGUGAUAGGCAACCCUCUAGUUCUGCAACGUGA